Molecule: messenger RNA, 1776 nt
Organism: Fusarium vanettenii 77-13-4
Lineage: Eukaryota; Fungi; Ascomycota; Sordariomycetes; Hypocreales; Nectriaceae
Exons: 2
Coding region: 1-1776 (591 amino acids)
Molecular function (GO): oxidoreductase activity, acting on CH-OH group of donors; flavin adenine dinucleotide binding
Source: RefSeq, a predicted model, not a curated record
AUGUCUUCUCCUGACUACAUCAUCGUCGGCGGCGGCACAUCCGGCCUUGUCGUUGCAAACCGCCUCUCUGAAGAUCCCAAUGUUCAAGUCCUGGUCCUCGAAGCUGGUGAUGACCUCACUGCUGACCCCCGCGUCAACGUCCCCGGUUUCUGGCUCGCCCUUCUUGGAUCUGAUGCGGACUGGCGGUACCAUUCAACUCCCCAGCCAGGUCUGAAGGAUCGCUCUGUCAAAAUUCCCCUGGGAAAGGCCAUCGGUGGUACAUCUUCUCUCAAUGGCCAGGUUUUUGUUGCCCCCGCUCAAGCUGAUAUUGACGCUUGGGGGAAGCUGGGCAAUGCUGGCUGGGAUUGGGCCAGCUUGGUGCCAUAUUACAAAAAGUCAUAUACCCUUCUGCCGCCCAAGGACCAGGCGACACUUGAUCACCUGGGCAUCGACUGGAUCAAUGACGAGUAUAAAGGCACUUCUGGCCCUAUCAAAGUGUCCUUUCCCGGUGUUCUUGAGGAUCCUCUCUGCAAAGCGUGGAUUGAUGCGUUCCGAGAGUUGAACAAGAGCACAACUGGCGAUCCAUUCUCAGGAAAUUCAAUUGGAGGAUAUAGUAGUGCGGGAAGUGUCGACCCAGAGACCAAGACGCGAAGCUAUGCUGGCUCUGCUUACGCCCUUCCUGCUCUCCAGAGGUCCAACUUUAAGAUUAUCACGGGUGCUAAGGCCCAUAAGAUCCUGUUCCAAGAGAACUCUGACGGUGUCGUGGCAACCGGAGUACAGGCCAAAGUCAAAGGCGAGACCAAGACCUUUACUGCUGCCAAGGAGGUCAUCGUCGCAUCGGGCGCUUUCAACACUCCCAAGCUACUUGAGCUUUCGGGUAUUGGAGGGAAAGAGACACUGGAGAAGCAUGGAAUCCCCGUCACUGUUGAUCUCCCUGCCGUAGGAGAAAACCUGCAGGACCACGUCAUGACUAGCGUCAGCUUCGAAGUGGCCGACGGCGUCAUGACUGGAGAUCCCCUCCUGCGUCAGGAACCAGAAGCUCUCGCCCUCGCCCAGGAGCUUUACCAGAAACAUCGAGCUGGCCCCUUUGCUGUCGGUGGCACGCAGUGUCAUGCCUUCAUGCCCAGCCCUGACUCUAUCAGUGAGCUACUGGAUAAGUACCCGCCAACGCCCGAGAACCAAGAUUACUACAACGCUGUCCGUUCGAUUCUCGAGAAACCUGACGCCACCUCUGCUGCAUGCUUCCUGUUCCAGGUACAGGCAAACGUUCAUGAACACGGAAAAAGUUACAUCGGAUCGUCGCGAAUGCCCGAGAACUUUGUCUCUUUCGGCUGCUUCCAAUCUCAUCCUCUUUCUCGUGGAGCAACUCACAUAUCAUCAGCCGAUGUCGAUGCUAUGCCUGAAAUCGACCCCCGUUACUUCUCCCACCCGGCUGACCUUGAGAUCCUGGCUCAAAACGUCCGGGCCCUCGAGGAUCUCCGCCAAACCAAAGCAUUUGGGGCAUUCCUUAAGCCUGACGGGAAACGUAAUCACCCUGAUGCUUUCCACAUUGGAACUCUAGAGGGGGCCAAGAAGUACGUCCUCGACACGGCUUCCAACACGUUCCAUGUGUGCGGUACGGCUGCAAUGUUGCCCAAGGAUAAGGGAGGCGUCGUGGAUAUCAAUCUGGUUGUCUACGGCACGAAGAAUCUACGUGUCGUUGAUGCUAGCAUCUUUCCGCUUAUCCCUCGUGGAAAUAUCAUGUCUUCGGUGUAUGCCGUAGCUGAAAAGGCUGCUGAUGUUAUCAAGGGGGUUUGA